CCACAAAAAGCAAAACAAAAAAAAAUCAGAGAUUAACUUGUUUUUUCCGGAAUUAGAAUUAGAGAGAGAGAGAGAGAGAGAGAGAGGGAGACAGAAACUAGAGGGAGAAAGAGAAAUCUUCUAAAGCUGGAGGAGGAGAGAGAAGGAGAGAAGAGGAGAGCAAAGCAAAGAACACGCUUAUCUGUGUGUGUGAACAGGCGAGGCCAUGGAUUCUUGGGAGGGGAGCUAAAGAUUGGGCUUCAGAUCUGUGACAAUUCCGUUAGACGGUCCCUGCUGUGCUGAUCCUUGUGGGCGCAGUUUAACCGCAUACCCUACCACAAUUCACAGUAGCAUUUUCCCUGUGUUGUUUCCAUUAAUAUCUCCGACCCUAUAUUUUCGCUCUUUCCUUGUAAUCAUCUCUCGUAUGGGAUGAAUUUUUGCGAGCGAAAUAAACCCUAAGUUCCUUUGGAUGAAGACUCAAUUCUGGAAUUGAAUCUGAUCGAUUGCGGACUGGUUUUAACUUUUAAUCUGAUCUGUUCGGCAAUGACAAGGCGGAAAGAACGGGCAAUCAAAGAGCUGUACGAUGUUACCGAGAAGAUUGCGCAACCGGAGGCAUAUUACACCAGUCUUGAAAGGGAGUUGCAGAAUACAAGGACCUGUAGAUGAGGCAGAACAUGACAAUCAGAAGAAUACGGGUUCAUUUGAAGCUCAAAAAGGAUUUGGUAGGCAUUAUCCAAGUGGGGAAGAUCGUAUGAGAGCAGGAUCUGGGACAUGCAACGUCUGUGCUACUCCUUGCUCAUCCUGUAUGCAUUUUAACCAAGCCGCAUCCUUCAUGGAAUCAAGACCUGAGUUUUCGGAUGAAACAUCUCGUGGAAAGGCAGUUAGUCGAUGUUCUUUUAAUGAUGGUGAAGUUAUAUGCCCAUUCAAGAGAAGCAGCAGAGCAUACAAUGACAGACAGCCUACAGCUAGUGAAACAAGUAAUUUGCUAAGUACCAGUUCAAGUCAUGAUUCAAUCUCUGGAAAUGCUGACAGCAAAGCAACUUUGAGAACUUUUGAUGUAUCUUAUGCAUCUGAAGAUGUUGAUAUGCUUCUGAAGUCCUCUUCAGGUGGAACUAGUGGAGAUGAUCAACCUAUCUUAAAGUCACAGAGUAUUGUUGAUCAGACUGGCAUAACAUCCUCACACAGUCAUUUUGCAUCAGACCUGGGUCAGAGAACCUUGUCAAACCAGGACGAGGAGCAGAAAGUUUUAGAAUGUCAUGGUGAUAAUAUUUCAUGCGUUAGUAGAGCUAAUGAUGCAAAUGUGCAGCUUGUCAAUCUGAAUAUGGAUAUAGAUAGGAAGAAUGUGUCAUGUAGUUCAGCUUCAUUUAACAGUUUUCCUCAGGAAGGAAUCAGAAAAGCACUUAAUAUUGAAAAUGCUUUGAGUUGUGUGGCUGAUUUGCAUUGUGAAAUACAGGAUAGUGAGAAUAACACUAGGAGGCCAAACAUAGUCACCAUGGAAUCUGUGCAAAAGAGUCUUAACUUUGUAGCCAGUGUGGUACCAACCCGCAAGUCAGAUUCAUUGGAGAUGCCUUCCUCAAAAGAUGUCUAUCCUAGCAGGGUUUCACCAAAAGUACAGAGUCCAUAUUCUCAUUCUCAAAGUGGUAACUCAGUCUACCAUGAAGCAGAUGUGAAGGAUUUGGAAGAGAAUUCCAGUUCACAUGCCCAAGGGGAACCAUCUGAAUGUUCCACGGAACAUGUUGAAGCUAGUCUUACCAAAAGUAACUCUUUUCUGGCUUCGGUGAAAAUUUAUCCAUGUCUAGAAGGUGAAACCAACUUAGAUAAUAGUAGGGAUCCAUCUGCUGAAACUGUGAAAAGUUCAGACCAAAAUCAAAAUGUUGAGAAAUCCUGUGCAUCACGUGAGGUACCUGACAUGCAUGAACCUGCUUUGCAGUCUGAGCCUGUUGAUGACAGUGCUGGCUCAGAUAUCGUGGAGGAUGAUGUAAAAGUUUGUGAUAUCUGUGGCGAUGCAGGUCGGGAAGAGUUGCUUGCCUUUUGCAGUAGGUGCAGUGAUGGGGCCGAGCACACUUACUGCAUGCAAGUAAUGUUGGAUAAGGUUCCAGAAGGUGAUUGGCUGUGUGAAGAAUGCAAGAUCAAGGAGGAAACUGAAAACCAAAAGCAAGAUAAGGUUGAAAUUGUAUUGGGGUCUUCUAAAGCACCAUACUUAAAUGAAAAGACUCAAAAUCCUGGAGGCAUUGACACAGUCAGUUCAAAGGUUUCACUGAAGUUGGAUGUGAAAGAGACAGAUACCGAGGGAAACAGGAUAACCAAAGUGAGCUCAAGUUCAUUUGGGUCUGUUAAGAGGCAUUCAGACAAUCUUGAAGCUGCUUCACCAGCAAAAAGACAGAUGCUUGAGACAAGUGUAGCCUCUCCAAAGACAUCCAGCCCUGACAAAAAGCCUGUAUUGUUGUCUCGGGAGAGUUCAUUCAAGAGUUUGGAUAAGGGGAAAGUAAAGACACCACAUCAAUUAGGUCUGCCAUCAAGUCACUCUGCUAAUAGUUCUCAUGAAAAUGUACACUCACCUACUACUGGUCCUAGCUCAUCAAAGAACCAAUCACAACUUCAGUCACCGCGGGGUAAUCUUUUGAAGUCAAAUUCAUUCAACACCCUAAACUCGAAACCAAAGGUCAAACUGGUGCAGGAAGAUGUUUCUCAAAAGAAAAAGGUAGCUAGAGACACUGUGAUCAACGAUGCGAAAAAGGAGGGUCCAGUCAGAAUGAUAGGAAAAUCUAUAUCAUUCAAAACACCAAGCUCAGGCCGCUUUAAUGUGACUGAGUCAAAAGUUAAAAUGCUCUCUCAUAACCUCUCCUGUGUUGAAGAAUUAAAAGGGUUAAAACAAGCUAAAGAAUGGGGUUUAAUUGAAAGGAAGAAUUCCUUCAAAUCAGAUCGCCCUUUGAUCAGCUCUCCGACAGCUGUUUCUAGUGUGUCUACUCCAAAGACUGAUCAAAAGGUUACAUCUCGUGGUGAAACAACUUCAUCACUUACCUCUGCAACCAACUGCCGUGAUAUGAAGUCUGUUCAGGCUGAUGGAAAAUUAAAUACCUCAGCCAAACCAACCAGUCUUGCAAAUAAAGGAUCAGAGAAUCGAAAUGUUUUAGCUGGAUCGAGYGAAGUUAAGAGGCAGAGUGUGGUUGGAACUCCAUCAUCCAAUGGAAGGUGCAGUUCUACUGAGCAAAAGCCAAUCCAAGUUAGUACUCAGGAUGGAACUACGUCAAGUUCUUGGACUGCUGAUAAAUCAUGGAGUAAACAUGAUGCUGUUCCUCAUGAUGGCUUGCCACAGUCUCCGGAAUCCUUGAAUCAGGAUGCCAAAGCCAGGGAGCUUUUUCCUACAGGUCGUCCAAAGCAGGGUGUCUCAGUAGGAGGUCAAAGUAUCCGCUGUCAUAAAUGUAAAGAAUUGGGUCAUACAGCACAAUCUUGCCCAGUUACUAAGGUUUCUGUUUUUGAAGCUUCUGCAGAAAAAAGUUCAAAAGAGGUAACAGGCAAAAGUUUCAAGUUGAAAGAAGCAGUUAAAGCUAUAAUGCUGAAACCACCUGGAAUGUCUAGAAAGAAUAGGUUGUCUGAACAGUUGGAUGAGUUAUCCAUGUCAAGUGCUGAUUUGAGCUGUGAAGUUUCUAAAGAUCAAUUACCAACUACAUCGAAUUGCUCAAGGAAUUUGAAUUCUGGUGAAGUGACUAAUGAUGGACAAGAAAUUGUCAGGAGUUCUGCUGCUGACAUCAGUAAAACUGCAGUUAAAGCUGUAACGUUGAAAUCACCUGGAAUGUCUAGAAGGAAUAGGUUGUCUGAACAGUUGGAUGAGUUAUCCAUGUCAAGUGCUGAUUUGAGCUGUGAAGUUUCUAAAGAUCAAUUACCAACUACAUNNAAUUGCUCGAGGAAUUUGAAUUCUGGUGAAGUGACUAAUGAUGAUGGACAAGAAAUUGUCAGGAGUUCUGCUGCUGACAUCAGUAAAACUACUACUGUCAACAAUUUAAAGCAGGAUAUUUUAAAGUCAACAGAAGCAACAUGUUCUCCUCGAGGAGCGUCAGAUGUCACCAUUUCUCCCAUCUCUUUGGAUGAAAAUAAGCCGAGUUCUUCCAUUACAGACCUUCCUCGUGUAGAAUCUUCUGUGGCCAUUCCCUCAAGGAUUUCAGCCAUUCCAGAACAUGAUUAUAUAUGGCAAGGUGGUUUUGAGGUGCAAAGAAGUGGAAUACUUGCCGACCUUUGUGAUGGAAUUCAGGCAUAUUUAUCAACUUGUGCAUCACCUAAAAUUCCUGAGGUGGUUAAAAAGUUACCUCGCAAAGUGCUGUUGGAGGAGGUACCCCGCUUGAGUACAUGGCCAAGACAAUUUGAUGAAAAUCGUGCCACAGAAGAUAAUGUUGCUCUCUAUUUCUUUGCCAAAGAUCUUGAGAGCUAUGAACGAUACUACAAGGGCUUGUUGGAUAAGAUGAUCAAGAAUGAUUUAGCUCUGAAAGGAAACUUUAAUGGAAUUGAACUUCUGAUAUUCCCAUCAAAUCAGUUACCGGAAAAAUCCCAGCGUUGGAACAUGUUAUUUUUCCUCUGGGGCGUUUUUAGAGGAAGGAGGUCAAAUUGCUCAGAACAGAUACUAGGCGCUCAAAAGAAGGUUUCUAGAAGCAAUCCAGAUGUCACAAUUGCUUACCAAGGUUUUGCAGCUGGUGUCACGUCUGUAUCUCAAAAAGUAUAUUUGCCUGGUCAUAAAGAGGAUCCAAAUCCUCUGCCUAGUGUCAUGCCUGCUUUUACUGGAUCAUCUAGUGGGAUGGAAGUAUCCAAAUCCAUGGCCUCGAUGGAAUUGCCAUUUAUAUCAUCUUCUGGAAAACUGAAUGGCAAUGGCAAUUGUGACAGUAAUAUGUCUUCUAUUGAUUACAAGAAUUUAAGUUCACAGACCAAUUUUAAUCAGCAUGGUAAUGGACUUGAUAGUGAUCCUUUGUCAAGGCUUCCUAUUAUUAAUGUGCAAUUGUCAACAGAAAAGAAAGUCAACAGCAAUACCCUGAAAGAACAGACAGAUUUAGAGGGUGGGCAGGAAGUGAAGGUUCAAUCCUGUCUUCCAGCAACUAGACAGAAUGGUAAUCUUUAUAAGGGUAAAAUGGUGCCAAUGCACUUGGAUAAUUCACUAGAUAGGGAGAAUAGUUCAUCUUGUUCUUGCAAAACACCUCCAUUUGCUACAUCUGCUCAAGGUUUAGGUGGUUUAAGGGUGAAAGAUGAAGAAAAGAUCCAGGAUAAAAUGCAGGAUGGAAUCAAAGAUGAAGUGAGAGUUCAGAAAAAAAUGAAGAGUGAAGAGUGCUUCAUGGACAUUAAAACUACUUUGAAGAGUGAGAUUCAGAGUGACCAGAAGGACAAAGAACACGGUGGCUGGGAGUUCAACAGCAAGAAACAGCUACACAUGAAUUCUGCACUCAUGAUUCCACAAGUUCCUGGUGAAACCUUGAGCUCCAGAAGUCAAGAAACCACAUGGAUGGAGAAGGAAUGUAUGAUAACUAAUGGAGAAAGUGAACUGAAGAAGACAAAGAGAUGUUCAAGUGUAGUGUAUGAUUGUAAUAGUUCUAGUGAUCAAAGUUCUUUCAGUGAGAAAUUUCUGCCCCAGGUAUGUGACAUGGGUACUGGCUUCUCUAUCACUGAGCAGCAGCAACAGCAACAACAACAAUUCAAUGGAUCUUAUGAGGCUGUGGAGAACUUGAGGGCUACUGAAAGGCACUUCUUUCCCAUAGAUUUGGGACCUGCAAAGGACUGUAAAUCAAGAGGCACCUUGGAGCCAUUGCAAGUACUUUCAUCAACCAACGAGGAUAUAAUGGGAUCUGAAGUCCCAAAUCUGGAGCUUGCACUAGGGGCUGAAAAGAGACCACGGAAGCAGGCAAUCUUCCCAUGGCUUGUUGGGAUAGCAGACAAGAGAAACAACAGAGACAAAUUUCCAGAUCCUGUGACGAAUAACAAUGAUGAUGAUGUCUCAGCAUCUCUGUCUCUUUCUCUUGCUUUCCCAUUCUCCAACAAGGAACAGACUGUGAAGCCUGUUUCAAAAACAGAGCAGCUCUUACCUGACGCUCGCCAUGUGAACACUUCUCUUUUCCUCUUUGGUGGUUUCUCAGAUGCCUAGAUCUGGUUUUACACACCUUGUAUAUUACGCCCCCAUGAAUAUGUUUGCACUAUACCAGGAUCAUAGAGGAUGAUCCAUGGGUUUAAUCAGUAAACCCAUUCCCCAUCUGUUCAUAACCACACACAUUUGUAAGUUUUCCUUCUCUCUAUUCCCUUUUUGUUUCUUUUACUUUGUUUUCGGGUGCAUAGUAACGGCUACUUGUAUAUAAAGAGAAUGAAAGCCGCAGAUUGUUUAAAAUGUCAUGGGGAACUUGCAAGUUAAUGUCUGUAAGUCAUGGGGAGUCCUCUUUUUCUAUUUACUUCAUUAGUGUUAUACAAAUUACAGUCAUUAUACUGUUUUUAACCUGGAUAACA
Molecule: messenger RNA, 6450 nt
Organism: Nelumbo nucifera (sacred lotus)
Lineage: Eukaryota; Viridiplantae; Streptophyta; Magnoliopsida; Proteales; Nelumbonaceae
Source: RefSeq, a predicted model, not a curated record